Cercocebus atys (sooty mangabey) is the source of this 1577-nucleotide messenger RNA. RefSeq lists its product as uncharacterized. The record is from RefSeq and is a predicted model, not a curated record. The coding region runs from base 808 to 1242 and encodes 144 amino acids. NCBI's taxonomy places the organism in Eukaryota, Metazoa, Chordata, Mammalia, Primates, Cercopithecidae. The transcript is spliced from 3 exons.
GCGGGAGGCGGGGCCACGUGACCGUGCGUGACGUCAGGGCCGCGGCGGAACCGGCCAAACUCAAGUUGGUUCAGGGAAUUGUCAACAAAGGGACCAGAGACGCGCAACUCCGCUCCGCACUGUGCGCCAGCAUCCCCCGGGCCCCGAGGGCGCUCCGGCCCGCCCGGAGACCCCCCGCCCAGGCUGGAGCCGGGCCCUGGGACCCAGGGAGCGGGUGGGUGUGAGUGUGGGUGGGUGUGAGCGAGUGAGGGCGUGGGCCUGAGAGCGUCCGCGGGACUGUGCGACUGUCGCUGCCCCGCCUUCCCCGCCCCCUCUCCAUUCCCCCUUCUCUGCCCCCCUUUGCCACACUCCUUAGACAGGGACGGGCGACCUAGAACGAGGUUCCCAUACCGUCUUUUGAAAAGCAAAACUUGGUCUCUGUUUUGCCUUUUGUUUUAUUGUUUUUAGCUUUAAAGAGUAAGAGCAGCGCACCCGGCUCCCUCCUGCUAAUUAGACUUCAGAUCCCUCUCUGGCCUCAGUGCUCAUUCUGGGGAAGACACCUGCUGAGAUGUCUUUUUCCCCCUCCCUCAACCAAACCACUUAGGUCCUGCCUGCUCUUUCCCGGCUGGAUGCGAGCGUGUUUUCCUGUAUGUAUUUUUUCAUGCGGCCACAAACAGCAUCAGCUGGGGUUCCCGAAGGUCAGAAAAUGGCUAUUGAUUAAUCUAUUAGAAUAGUUGCCGAGAGAAAUAAAAACGACGUAAAAUAACAGGGACCCUAUAAAUAAAGAAGCCAUAACUGGCUACUUGGAGUUGUUGAACGACUUAGCAUAUGAAAAAAUCGGAAAUGAGGCGCUGGGGAAGGAGCCGGCAUUGGCAGCGGCCCGGGUGUAGACAAAUCCUCCCAAGAUUUAACUUCCAAGGAAACCAGCGGCGGAGCGGUUGGAGGAGGCGAGGAUGUGUGGCCAGCGCACGCGGAGUGCAAGGUUGCACCGGCCCUAAAACGCAUCUCAGAGUUGAUUUCUGUAGCUUCACAGCUUUGUGGCCCGCAGGCUUCGAACCGUUUACCGUGCCGUCUAGACAGCCUUCCGCGAAACCGACCCGGGCUGAGCUGGCUGGCCACCGCCCGGAACUGCAGAGUUCGCGGUUGCAACUGCCUCAGCAACCGAAGGAGGGUCGGAAGGUCCAAAAAAAAAAAAAAAAAGAAAAUCCUGAAAUUUACACAUUCAGGAACUUCCUGUGCUCUGCUUGGGUUGCCCAGCCCUAGAGGCAGGGGCGCGGGGCGCAGCGCUGGCCCUGCCGCGGCCUUGGUGGCUUGGCCCGCGUGGACAAGUAAGUGUGGACGCGUGCCGGAGGAUGGUGGCUACAGGGCUCCCCUCACCGGUCUCGAAGUAGUCUCCAAAUGAGCCUAAUUUCGAUUCUGCCGCCCGCCGAGGCUAGCUCUCUGGAAUCCCUCCACGCCGCUGGUCGCUGCCUCCUACCCUCCCUCUGCCACGGCCGGGCCUGAUCCGUCCAUUCCCCGGUGUCUCCUUGGAACCUCCCUGGGGAAGGGGGUGGAGGAUGAACAACUCCCAGCUGCCGGUUCCAUUUGUUGCGCUUUUU